Messenger RNA from Hippocampus zosterae (dwarf seahorse), 1809 nucleotides. RefSeq names its product ring finger protein 170 (gene rnf170). The transcript has 7 exons. Bases 345 to 1154 code for a protein of 269 amino acids. Gene Ontology annotation, molecular function: ubiquitin protein ligase activity. Lineage: Eukaryota; Metazoa; Chordata; Actinopteri; Syngnathiformes; Syngnathidae. The record is from RefSeq and is a predicted model, not a curated record.
GAACUCGGCAAUCUCAUUCGCAGAACAUCUUCGGUAAGACCCAAGACGCUUGUCAAUCAGGCAAACGGGUGGGUAGCAGCUAACAAGUUUUGGCUACUUUAAGCUAACACCAGUCCAAAUUCAGUAAAUAUAAAUUCUUUCGCGUACAAGGUAUUUUGCUAAAUUUAGCAACGAUAGCCAUCGUUCAGUUGUAACUUUAAUAUAAUGACAGACAGCAUUUACUGGAGGGCAAUGUCUCAAAAUCCUAGAAAGUAACGCCUUUACCAGACCGACUCCUGAGAUAGUUUGUUUCCGUGGAGGAGCUAAAAGUAAUGGAGGUAAUGAUUGGGUUAUGAGUGUGGGUGAUGGAGGACAAUCAGUGUGCGGACGUGGACUAUCUCAUCCAAGAUGAAGACACGUUAAUAGAAGGUGUGAGCAACCAAGUUCUGUUUGUUGUGGUGCUCACCAUCACCUUCCUGGCAGGCUUCCUUACGCUACUCUGCAGAGAGGAGCAACCGCAUAAUAUUCAUCCGGAGAAUCAGGAGCAUGUUCGCGCUGUCCGACAGCAGCUUCAAACGGAGCAGGAGGAAAAUCCCCAGCCAGAACCCAGGCCGCAGUAUUAUAGAGACAUGUCUUGCCCUGUAUGUUUACAACAAGCUGUUCUCCCUGUUGAGACCAACUGUGGUCAUCUUUUCUGUGGUUCCUGUAUUAUAGCCUACUGGAGGUAUGGCGCCUGGUUGGGUGCCAUUAACUGUCCCAUAUGCAGACAAAUGGUGACAUUGCUCUUCCCGUUGUUCCAUGAGCAUGCCACUCCUCAGAGGGUCCAGGAUGGUGAGGCAGAACCUCAGCUCAUCCUAAGAGACAUCAACGAUUACAACCGUCGCUUCUCAGGCCAGCCAAGAUCUUUAAUGGACAGGCUGCGUGACGUACCGACCCUCCUCCGCCACGCUUUCAGGGAAAUGUUCUCCGUGGGCGGACUAUUCUGGAUGUUUCGAAUCCGAAUUCUCCUCUGUCUGGUUGGAGCCCUGACCUACCUGGCUUCGCCGCUCGACAUCGUCCCUGAGGCGCUUUUCGGCCUUCUCGGAUUCAUGGACGACUUCUUUGUCAUCCUCCUCCUCUUCGUCUAUAUCUCGAUCAUGUACAGGGAGGUGGUCACGCAGAGACUGAACGGCUAAGGCGGCCUUCGUCAUUAAAAGACAUUCCUGUGCCCUUUUGCAACCAGGGAGUCGAAUAUUAUUUAUGGGGGAGGUAUAUGUAUAAAUUACCAAAGGGAAAGUUUUCAACACUGUUGGGUUUGCUUUGCUUACUUGGUAGCCAGCGAUCUUAAAUCGUCAGAGGACUGGGAUUUGAAAGGAAUGACUCUUGAUGGAAAACAUUUUUUUUAAAGAUGUGAUGUUCAUUUUUAUUUCAAGUGGGCCAAUUAAUCGGAUUUGUUAUUGAAGCAGGGUUUCUAUUAGACAGGAGGCCACAAUUUGACAAAGUGCACUAUUUGCAUCAAGUUUUGGACGUUUGUUUUGUUUGAUGGGACCUUGUUUACAAUGGAUUCGGCACCAACAACAACGUGUGCUGUAUGGGGCUUGGAAAUGUGCAAGUCAUUGUGCGACUCAUUAUCCGUUCAGUGACUCUACAUUUGUUCAUUAUGUUGACUAUUCAAUUCUCGGAAAAUAUCUAAUUAUCCUGAUCAGUCAUUGGAUGUCUCGACUUGCAGAGUAUUUCGAUGAUGUUGCACAUGUGGCUAUGAACUGGUGUUUACUGGAGACUGCACAGUUGGUGGGGGUUUGUCACCUGCAUUUGACAAAUAAAUGUGAUGCUUGAGCAAUGUGCAAUUAA